This is a messenger RNA of Porites lobata, 24180 nucleotides long. NCBI's taxonomy places the organism in Eukaryota, Metazoa, Cnidaria, Anthozoa, Scleractinia, Poritidae. The record is from the annotation of a GenBank genome assembly.
GUGUUUGUUUGUCUUUGAAAGGUUACCUAGCGACUUUCACGCGCGCACAUCAUAGGAACAAUAGUAUUUACUAAUCGUCUCGAUUUCCAUACUGUGCUCACAAAAUAUGGCGACGAGGAUGCGGUUUUAUCUGUUACAGCUUUGUAUUACGUUACUUUACGUUAGAGGCGUUUGUCCUAAAAUCGUAGAAGGAACGUUGAACACGAAAGACGUGAGAGACUCAUUUGUAUGGUGACGAAGUUUGAGUUUCUUCCGUAGUGGAGUCCACUUUUUGUGCUAAUGAUUUUCCCCCGUUAUUUCCUCUUGACAGGACUGGAGUUUCUUAAGUAGAUUUUGUUAUAAGGAUUCUAUAGGACGUCUAAGAUAUCAUUUUGAAUAUCCCUUGGUAAGUUAGGUUUUGUCAUUUUGUUGAUGUAAGGCUUUUUCGUCUUCUUCUGACCGCAAAUAUAGGUACAUCCGCUCUUUUCGUUGUCUGCUAUCUCAACGUCCACUUGUGGGUGAUUGAGAAUCCCCGAUAAAAUUUGUUUACAAUAACUAACAGAGCUAAAUAAAUGGCUCUAUGUAAGAAACUACACUGUAUUUUCAGAGAAGCUGUACAUAGGUGAAUUAUAUUACGUUCGAGAACACAUGAUCGAAUCAUGAAGAACGGAUAUUAACAUUGCUUCAAACUGAAGUUGUUUAUUUGUUUUUCAGGCUUACGCUACAGAGAAUAUUUUUCUGUAUUUUGACACACAGUGGCCAAAUGUAUACCCUAAACCCGGCAUGGUAAGAUCUUGCUCUCAAAAAGCACUGUUUAUUAUUCCAAGCCCUUUUUUUGUGAUUGCAUGUUUCUGAAUUGAAGCUCAUUGAAUUGUGCAUGUUCUCUGAAUCCGCUCUCUGUUAUAAGGUUACAUCAAUGCUGUCAUUUCUACUUAUGGCAGAAUACCAUAACUGUCUCAGAAGAUAGGGAAGUUAAAAUAGUGAUCAUAGCUUUGAGCUUUGCUUUAUAUGGUUGCGUCGAAACUUACUUGAAUGUUGAAAGUUCAUAGGGUUAGAUUUAAUACAGGUGCAUACAUGUAGGCUACCAUAAUUAUUAACAUAAACUUAAAACUUCAAAAUGACUCCUGUUCUCCCUAGACGAAGUUUCCGUAUUUUUCAUAGCUAACCAAACUGUGAUAAUAUACGCUUAUGUCUUUAACUUCUCUUUCGUUUUAAAGAGUUAUCAUCUUAUAGGCACUAGCACAUGUUUUUACUGUUAAAUUAUGUUAGAGCUAGUGAAGUGAAUUUUAGCCAUGUCAUGAUUACAGCCCAGUGUGACGAACAUAGAUGUUAUGGUUCAAUGCAAACCACGCAAGUGAUAUAUUGAUUCUUCCUAUACAAUUGUAGAAUGCCUACCAUUUGCCAUGCUUAACUAAAAAAAAACUGGCUUUGUGGCAAAGUAGAAAAAAAAUAUAAUUUAAGAAUUAUUUCUUAUAUGUAGCCAUCCAAAAAUAUACAAUGUAUCUCGUUGUGAUGAGUAUCAAUAGUUGCCGGACUCCCUCUUAAGUAUAGACAUACAAUAUUGAGGACCCCAUUGAGUAAGCCCAGGAGGGUACUCUAGAUUUCAAGUGAUGGAGAUAACACCGGCAAUUGAAUUGGGGCAAAUAGCAAAACCCCAAAAAAUCCCUGGACUAAAACUUAACUCCCAAAAAAUCUCAUGUAGAACUCCCAGGCGUCAAGAAUUCACUACAAUAUGGGGAAUUUCCUACCAAGAUAAGGCCGGGCAUCAACAGAGUAGAUAAGAAAUCAACUAAAUAAAUUAAAUACAAUGAACUUGUUUGAUACACCAGGGAGACUUUGCAGAGUAUAAUAAAUUAGCCAGUUUUGCAGAGUCUGAUGUAAUGUAAUGCAUUAACUUUUCAAAACAACUGCAAAACAAGUUUGGUUCUACUUUAUUCACAGAACAAUGUGUCCGGGAUACACCGACACCUCCGCAAGUCUUUUAAAUAUACAAAAACGGCCUACUUCUGUUAAAACACAUAAAAAUUACUUGCCAAAGUUUCCUAUCACCCAAGAUACUAUCCCGCAAUGGAAAACAUUAAACCCCCCAAAAUUCUUCAAGCAUCCCCAUUACUAGAAAAUCUGAAGUAACCCCCUGAGAGAAUCUGUAAGUUUUAAGGACUGGGCAUGCAGUGUGUAGAAAUAAUAAUAAUAAUAUUAAUUUUGAGACAAAGCAUAAACUUAAUAGUGGUGAGCUGGCUAUGUGGUACAUGUUGAACAAUAAACAAUUAAUUUUGAUACUGGAAGCCGCAACUGUAGGCAUCUUAAAUGUUGGAUAUGUGGUGUACAAAAUUCGCCAAUCACAAACAAAUAAAUAUUUGUUUUUGUACACUGCAUACAUGUGUAGCUGGUUGUCAAGAACGCUGCCAGUGUAGCAGCUAGUGUACAGUAUCUGCUACUGCUGUCAAGCCAUUUUAACUUUCCUGCAAUGUCUCCCUUUUUAAUCAGCUGAUAGUAAAUACAUUGUACAUGAUAUAAACUGUCCUUUAACAGUAGCAGGUACAAUUCCUUUGUGAUUGUUAAGUUGUUACUUUACUUACAACUGUAGGGUUAUUUCUUUGGGAAAAUCCAAAUCAAAAACAGGAUUUGGGGUGUUUUGAAUUAAUUCCAAAACUGGAUUUUGAAUGCUCACAAAAGGAUUCAGUCAAUACAUCUGUCAAACAGUUUUUUGGCUGAAAAUAUGAGGACGGCCAUGUUUAUGCCAGUUUGCAACAAUGUUGCUGCCAAAUGAAACUAAAGAAAUUUGUUCCUUUUGUCAUAAUGAAACUUAAGUCUGGUUUUCACUUGAGACGGAGUGGUAAGCAGAGUCGUAAGAGCACUUAUGACCCAGUGAAAAUCAGAAGUCGGAGUCAUAAGCAGAGUCAUAAGCACAACAGAAUUGGAGUGGAAAGAAUCAGAAUGUUCCAUUUUCUUCCGACUCUGCUUAUGACUCCGUUGCUUAUGAUCUAGUGAAAACAAGAUUGACAUGGUCAGAAGCAGAAGCGGAAGAAUAGACCAAUCAAAAUGCACAUUCUCACGCUUUGUGAUUGGUAAUAGUUCUUCCACUUCUGCUUGCGACUCUGACAGCCUAGUUUUCACUAGAUCGUAAGUGACGGAGUCGUAAGCAGAGUCAGAACGAUGUUUUCACUAGAUCAUAAAGUUCUUCCUGUCUGAUUACAACUCCAACUCUGACUCCAUCGCUAGUGAAAACCAGCCUCAUAGAAUCUGAGAUCAAUAAUAAUUUGAUCUUGGUGUCUCCUGGAGAAACACACCCCAAGUUUUAUACUUGUCUUUGGUUAAUACAGUCAUGUAAAUGUUAUGUAUUAUUUGAAAAAAUGAAGGUUACUCCAUUAAUAUUAACAUCUGAAUUACCUAUACUGCCCCAGGGAGAAACAAACUUCCUUUAUGACACCUUAGGGCUAUAAUAAUAACCUUUCCAUAAUUAUUAUAGAGUAUUGUGUGUUUUCAUCUCAAGUUGCCUGAUGGGUGAGCAUAAUGGUUGUUGAUCUCUUCAAAUAAUUAUCACGCUUCCUAAUCUAUCAUUUUCAAUUCAUUUUCUACAGAAAUGCAUCGAUAGAGAAGACAAGGUGUAUAGAGGAAAUAAUCAAGUUAUCAACCUCACAACAAAUUACAUAUGGUCAGGAUGCGUUGAGAAGGAUGUGCUGGGAACAACAUACCUAGUUUGUGAUGGUAAGAAGAUUGGUAUUUUUACACUUUUCCUAAUUAAUUAAUUAUCUGUCUGGGAUAUUCGACAAACUGUUCUUAUAGACAUGCUCUCUCAAAUCAUAAAUGCCUAAUAAACGCCCUUCCUAUGCUUUUAAGUUUGUAUUAGACGUCUCUCUCUAUUAAACGCCCCCAAGUCUAGUAGAUGCCCCACAAAUGGGAAUAUAGAGCAAAGCAUUUAAUUCUUCAGUUACUCAGUUUUUUGCUUGAUCUACAAGAGUUUGCGCUUUGCAUCUUCUUUAAUGUCAAGUUCAAGGUGAGGAUUUUGACAUUCAAGAUUUAAAAGAAUGGUGUGAAUCUUAAAAUGGUUUAGAUGUGUCUAAAUGUAUCAAUUAUUGAUGGACUGAAUAUUCUGCUUUUUAUAAAUCGUGGUGAUAUAUUUGCCAAAAGCAUAUUAGUUUUGUGGAGUUUGUUACAUCUAUGAUGCUAAAUGCCUCUCUCAUUUAAACGUCUCCUGUCUAUUCAACGCCGCCACUAAUGGGCUCCUAAAAUUAAAAUAAUAGAUGCCCUGGGCGUCUAUUAGAUGAUUUACCAUCACUUUUAAAUACCCUAUUUGGCUAGCAGUUUGAUUAGUUUAUACCGCCACAUGGUUAGUUUUGGUUGGGUCCUUGACUAUGAAGUAGUUUAAGGCCUGUGUUAAAUUCCCAGGUUGAACAAGACUCAGGUUCUUUUAAAAAUAAGUGAGGAGAAAGUGAUUGCUUUGCUGUGCCAUCUGUACAUGGUCAGACUAGUUUGAUAAGAGCAAAAAAAAAACAUAGACCCCAUCUCAAAGUAUUCUCUAAAAUCUGAUAAACCUCUGGGGUCUAGGGUGUGAACUAAGCACCAGAGACAAAUGCUAGCAGUGACAACCACCCCUCAAAUUCACAAGUACAUCUCAAAUUCACAGUAGAGAGCCUUAUAAUUUCUCAUUAGUUCAUGAAUUUUUUAUGCACACAGUCUUGCAAAGCCACCCAACCGUUACAGUAAAAACCCACAAGUAAGAACCUACACCAACUGUAAGAUUUAAGAACCUGUUAGGCUAAAAUUUGCAAUUUAGACCCCCUUCUAUAUAAGAACCUCUUAAGCCUAAAAUUUGGAGAAAGGUUCUUAUUUUAAAAAAUCAUUUAAAAACAUUUACUUAAAAAGAAAUGGUAUAAUAAAUGUAUGAUCAAUCUGGAUGAGUAGUUGCUACAUGUCAAUUCUAAUGUUAAAAAUUCUGACAUGCAUAUAAUUAUUAUUGUGUUUUACAGCACAAUCAUGUAUAUAAAGUUGUUUUGACUCAAGAAAUUAAAAUUCAUGUGAGAAUAGAUCUCUAUUAUGGUCAUAUUAAAUGAUUGCUUAUAUUAAUUUUAAUAUAAGCAACAUUAGGUAUGCAAAUUUAAGGGUGCUGAUCACUAAAAUCUUCUUAGCAACGACAUAAUUUUUUGCAAGAAAUUAAGAACCUAUUAAGAACCUAGGUAGCCUAAAUUUAUGUUAACCACCAUUUAUGUAAGAACCUGUUUAGGCUAACCCUGGAAAAUGUAGGUUCUUAAUCGUGGGUUUUUACUGUAUUUUAAAUUAUUAUUGGAGUGGAUAAUGAAGGGAUAUAUAUACAAUUAGUACAUAAUAUUGUUUACAUUUACCACAUUAAGCAAGGCUGCUUAUAGCAGUUACCUAGUAAAUUUCAAUUUAUUGCAGCUGUGGCCAUAAGUUUAAACUGAGGGGGGGUGGGAAGGAUUUGUUGGCAAGUGUUGUUCACCAAAGUGGAACCAAAGAUGACACUAUUGAAAACUGACAUGCCUUUUUCUUGCAUUUUAGCCUUCUAUUGCAUGGCUCUAUAUUUACCGCCCAUUGCAUGGGAUGGUAGCAGAUUAGAAUUUAUAGUAUUAUUAUUUGAUGAAUUAAUAUGCACAAAACAGGGAAUAGGUAGAUUAAAUAGCAGCUAAAAAUACCUGGGUAGUUGAUAAGGUUUAUGUUGGAUUAAGUUUUAUUUUCUUCAUCUGAGUAAAAUCUUGUGUACUUCUUAGCUGCCUUCUAGUUUUGUGUUAAUCAUAGCAAAACUGGUUUGUAUGGCCAAGUUCAUGUUUCAGCCCAAGCUGAAGGGAAUUAAGCAGUAAGGGUUUUUUUGCCUAUUUAAUCACUGACAGGUGAAGAUUCUAGCCCCUUUACCACAAACUGGACUUAAACUACCCUACGAACAGAGGUUUCUUUCUGGCAUGGCUUCUGGCAUUCAUAAACUUGUUUGCGUGGGUUGUCAGUUGUGUAGUUUCUCUCUGGAGCUUAAAAAAAAAAAAAACAGCUAAGCGACUGACAAGCCACGUGGAUGACUUCAUAAAAGCUAAAAGCCAUCAUGCUAGGAAGAAAGCUUUGCUCACAGGGUGGACUGAAACUUGUCUUGCUUAAUUCGGCAGAUUUCUUAAAUGAGGCAUUUUUGCAACAAAACAGGCUGGGGUUUCAGCUUGGGCUGAAAUACGGUAAUUGACUGGUUUACUGAUAUUUUUACUUGCUCCUUAGGGGAUCGACGUUUUAAGUCAGAUCGUGAGAGAUGGUGGUAUAUAGCUGUGAGUAACUGUGAAACCACAAAGGUAUGAAAAAGAACCUGAAAAAUUUUGAGCUUUGGUGAAUUAGCAUUUCAUGAACAGCUAUCUCUCAUCGCCCCUUGUUGCUGGGGACAUUUUGUCAGAAGGGACAUCUGCGCCUCAGCAACAGAAAUCCAGUACUGAUGAUAUAAAUGAAUGUUCACAUACACCUGUAAUAAAUUAAAUCCGUUUGCCAUGUAAAAUUUACAUCUGGAACUCCAUGGCAAACAGAUUUAGUUUGUUUGGUUUUAUGACUUUAAUGUUUUUCCUGGUUGAUUAAGUUUUGUGUUUUUCUGGGAACGAGCUCCAGCAAAACUCAAAUGCUUCUUCUAAAGAACAAUACAUGUAUAUGUUACAGGUCAAAGUUAUCCAGGUUAAAAUUUUUUAACCUAAAUCUGUAGGUUGAUUCUCAACUUCCUUUGUCUUCUAGCCCUAAUUCAUGAAUAAUUAAGGCUAGGGACAUGCAGAGGGAUAGAGAAUCAACUUUUGACCUGUAACAUAUACUGUACAGUCAACUCCUUUUAAAGCAGACACUGUAGGGACGUCAAAGUAGUGUCCUCAUUAGUGAGAGUCCGUAAUAGCGGGAGUUUAUUUCACUUAAAUGUCUGUAAUUUGUUUUUGCCGGGGAUGUAGCUGCUGUCUGUCUUAUCAAGAUGCCCAGUAUGGCAGGGUGUCUGCAAGGCAACAGUUGACUGUAUUCCACGAGUAUUGACUGUUUUGCAGUAUAGAUUCAUCGCAUUCUUGUUUAACUUUUGUGACCUUUUGUCUUUUGUCUGUCGUUCGUAAACAAUAUUGCUAUAAAAACAAUAUAACUACAGUUGACUCCCAAUCACUCAAACCUUCUAGGGAAAUAGAAAAAAGUUUGAGUUGUUGGGAGUUUGAAGCAAAUAACCAAAAAUAAGGAAAUAAAAAAAUGAUCUAGAGGGGAUACAAGUAUCAUGCACACUUUACUUCAAUGGAUGCAAGAGAUAUAGAUUGAUGUUUUGAAAAAGGAAUUAAGUGGCAAAGCUUGAUCAAUAUAGAGGAAUGAACACUGAAUUUGAACUGGAAAUUGACGCAGUUGCUUCAGAAAUAAACUUAAUGUUUUUCCUUGAAUUGUCGCAAUGUUAAAACAUGGUUCAAGUUAUCGUGGGUAAAAUCCUACAGAAAUUGUCUGAAGGGAAACAAAAAUUAUUUUGAAUUAGUGGGAGGUUGGCCAUGGAGUUAUUGUGGGUUCAAGUUAUGAUUACUGAGGAUAAAAGUACAGAAAAUGUAUGAAGGAAAUCCAGGGGAAAUCGACUUUGGUUUGAGUUAGUGGGAGGUUUGAGUUAGCAAGGGUUUGAGUUAUCGGAAGUCAACUGUACUACGUUGAACAAACAAAGCUCCUAACCAGAUUCCGGAAAGAUUUUGCAUUGUCAGUAUGGAAUUUUUGUUGCUGAGGCGCAGACAUCCCCUCUGGCAAAAUAUCCCUCACAGUGAGGAGGAAGGAGAGAUGGCUGUUGUCGGCUAGUCAGAAGGGAGCUGAAAGAAAGGGUCCCAAGUGACUUCAAUUAAAUUUCUACAUUAUUAACCCUAAAAAUUACCUCAUGUUUUAAAAUUAUUAUUGUUGUUUUAAAAGAGCAGAAGCAGAGCUUUUAUUAUGGGCCAUAACCCAUAACACCUGUGACAGCUGAGGCCACUUGAUGUUUCAGGUGGUCAGUGUACGUGGAAGGCUAACGGUGACCCUAUAAAUGUCUGUGAGUUGUUAUGGGUGAAUCCCGAUUAGUUAGCUGCGUCAAAACUUUAUGACAGCCGUGAGAAGGAAUUUCUCAAAAGAUCAAGAGUCACUUGGGGCCUUCAGAUAUUAUUGGCUGUGAUAACUAGUUAAGUGAGAAUUGUGGACGUUAGUUUUUGUCCAUAAAUAAGGUUAAAGGCAAAAUAUGUGUCACAGGUCAAAUCUAAAUUUUGAUUUCAUUUUUUAACCAAAGUUGAUUCUUAAUUUCGUUUGCCUCUCCUAUCCCUAAUAUAUUCACAAAUAAUAAGGGCUAGAAGACUAACUAUUUAAUGAAAUUGAGAAGCAACCUGUAUUUAAUUUUGACCUGUAACAUGCAUGAUUUGUCAGUAGCAAGCAGUAUUAUAUAUAAUGUUUUUAAUUUUUGUCAUAAUGACACCAUGUUUAUAGAUGAUUAUACUGCUGAUACAUGUAGCUAUGUUUAAUAUUUUUUUGUUGUGGUACUGAUCCAUCUACUUUGAAGGACACCUUGAUCCACUUUAGUUUAAACCUCCCAACAUUUUCUGAGUCAAAUGUGUGAGGUUUUCGUCUUGUCAUGACCAGAAUUUUUGAACAUUUCCAACAAAUUUUGAACAUUGCCAAAAAUGUCCGAAGAUGUUCCAUCGACCUUUGAGCGCUUUCAAAGCUAUUUCAUUGGUGACAUUUUAGUGUGUUGUGAUAAAGUUAAGAAAUUGCCUUUGAUGGAGAUUAAUGUCUUCAGUCCAUAAGCAUGAGAUUUAUGUAUAAUGCGUGAGGGUUGGCAGGCAUACUCCAGAUGUAUGCUUUUAUUCCUCACGAAAGUGGGUCUUUAAUUUUGUUGGAAUUUGCUAUGCGCAUGACUCCCACAAGGAUCGCAAGCCAGGCCAUUCUCCCAAAGUGCUCCGCGAGGUCUUGUGAUUCACAUAUUUUUAGUUACUUGCUAUUUUCACUGACUGACUGUGUUAUUUUAGGGAUUAGUACUGCAGUACACUUUGGAAAUGACAAAUGGUGAUGGCUGGGGUAAACACUUCUCAGCUGAUGAGAGAUGUAUGUAUUGGUUAUUAGCACACCCAUAUUUGUUUAAUAUAUAUGAAAUUCUAUUUAAAACUGCCAAUAAUAAUAUUAUAAGUUACAAAGUAGAAAACUAUGCUUUCUGUUGAGAUUCAGGGGUGGGAUGGGGGAGGGUGUAGUGCAAAAUAGAGAGUCUCCAGAUUUUAGGUCUCCGGAGAUUGGCAUCUCUGUAAACCAUAAGCUGGAUUGUCCUGGGUUGUAAUGGAUUCAAAUCCGCGACCCCACUUGUAAACAACCAAAUGGUAAAUGGCCUCAACCAGAUGGGAUUCUUAGCCAUGUUUUGUUUCUGCGUCAGUGAUUUCCUAGGUCCACUGGCCUUAAUGCCACGAAAGUUGCCAAUGGGGAAUAUAGAUUAUCUCAUUCUCUAUAUUAUAACAUUAUAUUUAUCAGUGAAAUAUCUUUCUAAUGACUAAUGUUCUUUUCUUUUUUUUUUAACAGAUAUUCUUAUUAUGGAUGCAGUUUUCUUUGGGGCAUUUACUUUAAUGUGGCUGCUUUCUGUCUAUGUAGCAAGUAAGCACCUAUUGUAAGCUUCUAACCCUUUUAACACUUCGUCUUCCGGGGUCGCCGAAAUCGGAGCUUCAGGAACGGUGACCAAAGAAAUUUCGCAAAAAAUUGUGUUACUUCCGAUUGCUCCCAAAUUUGGCACACAGGAAGUUAAUAGAUUUAGCCAAUCACCUGCCUAGUUCCAGCCCCUGUCGACUUUUGACCGUCACACACCGGGUUUUCGAAAAUUUUGAAUUUUAUGGCGAGUCGCGGGGAAUCUUUGUGAGCCGGUUUUGCGAAUAAUGAAAGCUUGUAUCGACGAAUGUCAACCAAAUACAAGUCAAACAAACUAUUCUGAAGGAUUUUGGAGGAUAACAAGCAAAAUAAACGCUUGUCGAGGUUAGGAAACAAUUAGAAUCUGUGCAUGCAAAUCGCCGAUCGCCCACUCUGUGCCACAUGUUCUUGAAACGGCGACGAUUUCCUUCCCGUUUUGCCUUCGCUUCGCUUUUAAGCUGUCAAAUUCUUGCUUAUUUUGAUGAAGUCUAUCAGCAAAUUCAUGUCUGCUUGUCCCUAACUCGAUAUUUUUUUUGGGAAUCGAGGAAACAAAGCGUCUCAGUGAAGUAAACAUGGGGUCACGAGGUGGCGCUUAAAGGAUUAUGCUAAUUAUGAUAAUCCAAUUAGCAUAAUCAUGACAGCGUGCAGGAAAAAAUUUGUAGAAAAUUUCUAGUCGCUCCAUAUUUUAGAACGAUUUUCGGGUUUUUUUACUUACAUAUUGAUGAAAAAUAUUUCUUGCUACCAUAUCACCCAAAAUAAAGAAGUUUCCUAGCUAAAUGACAUUCUUUAAAAUUUUAAAAAAUUUUUAUGCAAAAUAUGCUUUUCUGAAUUUUUUUGUGGCGGAAUAUUAUGGGUUUCCUAUGACCGAAAUAUUUUUUUUUCGAAAGGGUAUUCUUUUCCCUUUCCAAUGAGGUAUAGCUUGAUAUUGAACUGUAAAUAACACCAGAGAUAUGAUUUUUUAAAGUUACAUGGCAAAAUAUAUUGAAAUAAUUGGCAGCAGACAAGGAGUUAAGGCCCCAAUAUACACAUACAAAUUCUCCAAACUGAUCUCUAUACAUUUCCUUAAAAGAAUGAGUUGAGAGAAUUUGAUAAAAGAUCAAAGCAUUUUCUCUUUGGUGAUCAUUUUAUUAAUUCUCAUAACCUAAUCUCUUGACAUUGUAUGGAUAUUGUUAGGAGAAAAUUGAUGUUGGUCACCCUUUGGGACUUAAAAGGUUAACAAAAUGUUACUUUCACCAAGACGCAACGAGAAUGUUGCUUUUUUAUUCUGUGACAUACCCACUUUAUAUCAUAGUCAAUUGACAGCUGUCAAAAUGAGGUUUCUGCUAAGCAGUAUUAGUGGCUGUAAUGUGGGCUCAGGUUCACAAGCCAUUCACCACUUUAGAAACGAGAAGGAAGCUGGGGCUGUUACUUGGGACAGGGAAAACAAAUUGGUAAAUAGCGCGUCCUCAAGGCUGGUUUUCACUAGCGACGGAGUCAGAGUCGGAGUCGGAGUCGUAAGCGGAGUCGUAAGAGCGCUUAUGACCCAGUGAAAAUCAAACUCGGAGUCGUAAGUGGAGUCAUAAGCGCGACGGAAUUGGAGUCAGAAGAAUCAGAACGUUUCCAUUUUCUUCCGACUCCACUGACGACUCCGAUCACAGUGCACGUUCCCACGCUUUGUAAUUGGUUUGGUUCUUCUGCUUCUGCUUCCGACUCUGACAAUCUGGUUUUCACUAGAUCAUAAGUGGAACGUAAGCAACGGAGUCGUAAGUGGAAUCGGAACGCUGUUUUCACUAGAUCAUAAGCUCUACGCUUCUGAUUACAACUACGACUCCGACUCCAUCGCUAGUGAAAACCAGCCUUUAGAAACAUUAACGGUCCUAGAAUUCUUUGUGAAAGCUAACUCAGCCCAAGGUUCCUUCUUGUUUUUAAAAGGUGAAUCAAGGUUGCACAUUUUGGAAGGUUUUCUGCUGACUACUGUAUAAAUUUUAUUGAAUCAAAGGGCUCAAGUUUGUCACUGUUUUGUGUUAAGUGACAGUAAUGCAUUGGUACCUCAUUGCUUUAUUAUAACAUGUUCAUACGUUACAUGUACGUAACAAUAUUGUUACACUGUAUUUGUCUGUUGCAGAUUUACUUUCAGCACGAAGACUUUUUCACUUUUCAUACAAGUUAUUUAUGGCUUCAAUUUCAUUUGAAGGUGAGUAGAACUUAGUGUAUUUACAAUGAAACCUUUAUAAAUGCAGUCACACAUUUUAUGUUAAGACUGUUACCCUCUGGGUUUGAUUAUCCUGGCUACAUUUCACAUUUUCAUGCAGUAAUUAUGUAGUAAAUUUUAAUUUUUGUGAACCUUUUGACACUCAAAGUGACGGUGGGUUGAAUGUCACAAGUCAAGAAAAAGUAAAAUGUUGUGGGCAAAUAAUAAUUCUUCCAGCAAGAGUAAAUUUUGUCACGUCCCUGCUAAGACAUAUGCCAUCUAGGUUCAUCAUCAAAUUUAAUUUAUUGCUAUUAAUUUUUCUUUUGUCAGUCAUAAGCUUGAUUUUCUACAUGAUAUACUAUGACAUGUUUAGAAGAAGUGGAACAGAGACAUAUGGCUGGAAAGUUGCAGGUAGGUCUAUUUUACCCUUAUUAGACCCUUUGUAGUAACUGAGGUUUGCAUGCAUGGGACGGAUAAAAGGUAGUUAUUAAAGGGCUGCCAUGUCAUAUUUAUUUAUGGUCUUUUGCUUUAUGGUAAUAUAUUUGAAGCUACCAGCCAUGCUGCUUUCAUUCCCUUUACUUGACAAAAUGCAAAAAAAACUGCCCAAAAGUUGGCUACACAAUUUGCUUCCCUAGAGACGACUUAAGCCUUGCAUUAUUUUUCUUUCCCGCCUACAGUUUUUUCCUUUCUUUCUCCUUUUUUUGCCUCAAACCAUUAAUCUACCCUGUCCUUGUUUUAAGAAAUGAAAAACUAAAAAGUAUACUAUGGGUAUUUGGUCUGUUUCUGAUCACUGACAAUCUCAUUAUUUUGGGCAUGAAUUGAGAUUAUUAAAUUCUUGUGAUACUAACACUUAAAACACAUCAAAAGUGCUUGUUUUCAUUAUCUCUUGAUAAAUUUCCUUUUAGGUCGUGGAAGUCAUUUCAUUUCACAUGUAGUAUUUCUUAUCAUGUUAAUUUUGAUGGCAAAAGGGUGGACUGUUACAAGGUUGGUAAAAUCUUGGAGGAUUGAACCAUAAAGUUUAUUAACUCUCAUGAUAUACAUUAAUCAACUUACAAUGAAUAAUAUAAUAUAUAAUGAAGGUGAAUAAUAAGGUAAAGCAUUAGAAAUUUUAAUAUAAUCUAGUUUAUUAACGAAAAAAUAUAAGACAUUUCUUUGUUGAACUUACCAAUAAGCCCCCUCCCCCAUUUUCAAGCCCAUCUACCUCUAAAUAAAGAAAUACACGUGGUUAUAAGCCCCCCUGAAGCUUGUAUUGAAAUGAAUUCAACUUUUUAGGAUGUUUUGAAGCUUAACAAAGUAAUUAAAUUCAAAAAGUAUUUUGAUAAGCACUGCUAUGUACCUUGUUUUGAAAACACUUUUUUUAGUCUGGUUAUAAGCCUCCAACUCCCCCCCUUCCCUCACCCUUAUAAACCGUCCUAAAAACCCCUUAAAUAUUUGUAUCAACCCAUGGCUUAUAAUCGGAAGUUUACUGUAUUGUAAUAAUACUUUAAUUUUGCUUUAUUUAUUUCUUUAUUCACUGAUUACUUAAUAUGUAUUUCGCUGAACCAUCUUGUGCAUAUGAACACAUUUACAUGAAAUACAUGCAUUAUUAUUAUUAUUAUUGUUAUUAUUAUAUUAUAUAUUACUUUUAUUGUUGUUUUUAAAACAAGUGGAUCUCUUACUUCAGUAUCUGAGUGCUGCAUUUAGUUUAUAGAUUCUUUGAACAUGAUCAAAAUCAGUUUAAUCUGAGGUUGAAAAAUUUUCAGGGUGUCAACCAUCUUUCUCAACACUGAUCACGUCAAUAAGUGUUAAUCACGACAAUGAAGCACGCGGUGUAUUAGGGUAAAAUCUUACCGUGAUUGGUCUGAUGGUUUACUUUGCAGAGGACGUAUCAGUUCGUCUGGUCAAAUCAAACUAAGUGUCUUUGGUACAGUGUACGCAAUGUGUUUCGCCAUUCUCUUCUUCUAUGAAGCAUCUGUAAGUAUUACAUGAUCAAUGUUAGUUCAACUGAAACGUUGGGCAGAUAUAUGGUUAUGCUAGCACCUCAUAAUAAUCAUUUUUAAAUUGAUUAACAAUUUAUAUGAUAGAGGGGAAAUAAGUAGCAGUUAUAUUCAGGCUGCAAAUGAUCAUUAAUUUUUUUUGUAAGGACUGAUUUCAAACUAUAAGUCGUCAUUUUGGUUGAGCAAGUUGGGCAAAAAUGUAGUCAGCCAACAUAUGUCUUGAACUUUUCUCCCACCAUUUUAUUGUGCCUGAUUCUCAAUUACAGAAAAUGAUAUAAGGCUUAUAAGGAAGUUAUGAUUUAUUACGUUUAAUAAUUACCCAGGACUGAGUUUAUAUUCCUGUUUAAAGUGGUGAAGUCAGUGAUGAUUUGAUCCGGUUGCUAUUUCAUUGGACAUAGGCAAAUUUUUGGCAGCAGUUGUCCAAUGGCUGAUUGUCAUUAAUUUACAACCUUGCGUUCAGAGGGUUCAUUCAUAUUUUAACUAUCGCUGGCUUAUUUGGGAAUUUAGAAAAUAUUAUCCAUAUACUGUUGGAGAAGCAAGAAUGAGACUGUUUCCCAAAAUUUGAGAACCAAAACAUGGCAGAUGCUCAAGGGGGAGACCAGCAACAACAUUUAUUGACCAACAGACAGGAAUGGGAGAGAUUUCAGUGCGGGUGCACCUGAAAUUGAUAUAUUAUAGAUCCAUACACUACAGAGAAUAUAAUUAUUCAUACUCUUAACAAUCCCAGGAGAGAAUGUUGGAAGUCCUUUACUCUUAGUGGGUAAUUAGUCUUUCACAGACAAAAAUGGUUAGUAUUUUCUAUGAACAGAGGGGUGAGCAAAACUUCACAUGGGAGGGGUAAGGGUUAGUGUAAUGCCUUGUAAAUUAGGGAUAUUUUAGGAGCAACGCAAUUUCUACUAGUAAUUCUGAAAGUGAUCAAGAAUUUGUGGCAAUACACAAGGAACUUCACUGUGGCCAUUUCUUGCAAACAUAACACUAAUGCUUUUAAGUUCGCAUAGAAGAAGAAAGCACCCUUGCGCACAUACAGCAGUGUAAUAAUAUAUUGCUUGAAAAAAUAAGCACCUACAUUCUUUGCUGAACUCUUUGCUAUUUUCCCCCAAAUGAAAAGGUUUUUGACCCUGGCCAAGUUCUGUAUAUCUAUGAGAGUGCAGCAGGAAUUGGAAUCUGUGUGCUGAGAGUCAUUGUGAGUAUUUUUAGUCGUAUAUUUGCAAUUUUUAUAACUCCUGAUAAUGUUGGUUGAUUCAUUUGUCAUUAAUUUACAACCUUGCAUUCAGAGGGUUCAUUCAUAUUUUAACUAUCGCUGGCUUAUUUGGGAAUUUAGAAAAUAUUAUUAUCAUUGUGUUGUUUAAUAAUGUACAAGCUCAACUAUAAAGAAAAGUGUUUAGAUAAUAAUAUUAUAUUUUUUUAAAUAAAGAAGUGAUUCUUUUUUAUUAGAUUGCACCUUUUAGCAGAGGACCUUGAAAAUAAUGCUUAAAAUCAUGCCAGAUAGAAAUCUCUGCUAGCAGGGUUCAUUAUAGCUGAUGGUGUCACAUGGUUAAUGAAAGGUGGAUCCACUUAGGCCCUACCCUGUGAGCAGAGGCUACAUUCUUGCUGUGUGAGCUGGCUUGAGAAAAGUAGCCUCUGCGAACAACCGUUCAAAUCUGUCCAGAAAUCUGGACGAAUAAAUUUUAAAAAACGUUUUUUUCCUGUUCUUGACCUGUUUAGAGCAUUGCGUGACUCUUGCGUGAGUCUUGCGUAGCAGAUCAGAGUUGUCGCAAUUAUUUAUUAUUCCGGCGAAACUCACGUCAUUUGAUGACAGACCUGACGAUUAAUUUUGCUUGCGAAUCACGUGACGAAUUUCGUGCAUUCACAAUAGAAAAUUGGACGCUUGUCAACACAGGCUACUUUUUGCACAACACCUCACACAGCGAAAAUGUAGCCUCUGCUCGUGGGGUACUUGGGCCCUUUUGUGCAGUUGAGUUAUGAGUGAUUUUAAAAACAUGUAAGGGUUCCAACAUUUUUCCUAUACUAAAAGUAAUAAUAAUUAUUUAUUACAUUUAUCACUGAUAAAAAUGCCAGUGUUGUGAUCGAUCUAAAUUGAGUUUUUAUUUCAGGCAUGGCUAUGGUUCUGCUAUGGAACUUUUUUCACACUCAAGCAUUUUCCUAACAAGUGUGGCUUUUACUAUCCAUUCUGGUUUUUCUACACUGGAUGGUAAGCUAUCCAAAUAAUGUAUUUGUUCUUGGUACAAUAAUAAAUACAAUAAUUUUCAUUAUAGUAUAUAUGCAUGCAUGAAGCAAAAAUGCUGAUAUUUGCACCACAUUCAAUAAUUAAUCCAAAAUUGUUUCUUUAUGUUCAACUGCACAUAAUUAUGUUGCAUCCCUCUGACUCUUAUUAUCAGAUUAAGCUAAGUAAGAUUCUAAACUUGGCAUGUUGUAGUUUCUUGACUGAAAACUUCUUUUCAGGUUUCUUGCUGGACCAAUUGUUGUUGUAAUUGCAGCAUUUAAGAUACCAAAGUGGGAAAGGUGAGUUGAAAUUUCAUAUACUCAAUAUAACCAUCAUGAUAAUGAAGGAAAAAAACCUUUUGUCAGUAAAAUAAUUUGUUGUGCAAAGUUGUCUAUAUAGCGGAGAAUUUGCAAGUCAAGUCUUAAUUUUGACCUCAUGUAAAAUAAGAAAAAAAUUAUAAUAUAAAAGCUGACUUUAAAAGAUAGCCACUCUCAUUUUAUAAUUUGUUACAUAACUUUAUGCUCAAUAAUGUAACCUGCAUAUUUACAGUUGAAAUAUGUAUAUAUAUUUUUUUGUUCAGAGCUCAAGUUGUCAAUGGCAUUGAUUGGACAAUUUCAUUCCUAGCACACUUUGCUUUCUUGGUAAGUUUAGGUGGCUGAAAUACAUAAUUACGUACUAAUAACAGCUGUUAAAAAUUGCUUUAGACAAAGGUAGAGAAUGCAAUCCUUAUUUUGUGUUGGGCGUGCUUUUUUUUUUUUUUUUUUUUUUUUUUUUUUUAAUAACAUUUAUUCAAUCAACAAUCAACAAUCAAAAAUACUUACAAACACUACGAUACUUACACUACUUACAAUACAAUAUUUAGAAUACAAUAGACUAAGGUACUUACUCUGUAUUACAGUGUUAAGACUUACAAUACUCAGUACUUACAACACUACCUACUCACUACUCACACUACAAUGCACUAUUUACAAGCAGUUCUAAUCAGUAAUUGUACUUCAAAAAAAAAAAAAAAAAAAAAAAAAACAUUCACGGUAAACGCACUUAUAUCUUAAGUGUGCUUUGCUUUUUGUGUCAUUAUUAUAUUUGGUUCAAAUUUUUGUUUUCUGUCAUUUCAAUCUCAUUAUCAUUCAUUGCCAUACCCAAAAGGGGAAAAUAAAAUUUAUACCAAGGGAGAAAAAAUAUAUAUUUUACUCUAUCUUUAUCAUGCGCCAGUUUAGCUGGUCCCACUAUUGACAUUCAAUUUUUUUUUUAUCUGUUAGAAAAUUGUAGCCUUUUAACACUGCCAGAUUGAGAACACUACAAGCAAUUCUUAAGUAUUUGUGGAACUUUUUUCAUUAUAGGUUAUAACAAGACCUUCUGCUGCAAACAGUAAUUUUCCAUUUCAUUUGAGAACCAACCAGGUAAAAAAUCUUUCAUUAGAAUUUAAUCAGCUUUAGUACCUAUAUCUAUCAAAAACCAUUUCAGUCAAAACUUAAAUGGAGUUACUUUCUGAGGAGGGAAGUACAGGACGGUAAAUCUCCCUCCUCCCUUAUUUUGGGGGUAUUUUCUCCCUUUCGGCCAAGAUAUUCUGUGCCAGCCACGAAAACGUUUUGUCGGUGUUUAGCUUAGCUGAUUGUACCUUGGAAAAGCAACUCUCGACUUAGAAAAAUUGGAUCUGGGUCUAAGUUUAGCCGGCCCGAAUGGAUUUGAACCAUUGGCCGGUUUUUGCAGAUAAGAAGGUGAUAAUUAUUUGUGGACUAUGUUUCAUUCAGUUUGUUGUCUAUUCCAUGCGAAAUCCUGUCGUUUAUUCGAGCUUGAGAAAAGUAGUGUUUUGCUAACUAGUUAAGUUGUUAUGUAAGCCUUAACCAGGCACUUUUUGGCUGCAGUUCACUCAACUUAAAAAUUUCUAGACUCAAAUGACACCAGUUUGAAACUUCACGGAGUCAGACUACUGAAUAAGAUAAUGUUCUAAAAUUUGUGUCAUUUUAAAUUAUUUUUGGAAUCAUUGAAAUGCUUCUGGGGACCAAAAACUUACUGCCUUGCAUUAGAUAAGGGCUUUUAAUAGGCCUUUGAAUGAUUUUUUUAUUGUUUUAAAUUGCCAAGUAGUAGAAUGAGUUGAUUUUUUUGCUAACCCAGUUUUCAAAAAUCCCUAAGGGUAAACAAAUUACAAUUUUUAUUUAAAAAUCUAAUGGACGGCUUCAAUCCUUUUAGAUUGGCAUCCAAGAGAACCUUCCCUCUGCAAGACCUGCAGAGAAUGGCACUGCCUACUACACCCCGCCACUCCCAAAUGCACCACCGCCAUACUACUCACAACAAGAAGGUCACUUCACUGAUAUCACAUCCAUGUUUUUGGGAAAUGGAGUAGCAAAUGGAAACAAGGUAGGAUUUGUUAAAUCACAAUUUUUUCCCAUUAAAGUUGAACCUUCAUUAAGCAGCCGUCCCGUGGGUACUGGGAAGUGGCCGCUUAAUUAGUGAUGGAGGCUGCUGGCCAGCAUUGUGUCAUGUUUAAUGUCACCUCACCAUUCUUAAGCUUGGACAUCAAGCUCUUUUGGAUCAAUUUAAGUUUCUGGGAAACUGACCACCCACCCUUCCCCUAAGUCAACAUAAUCACUCACUUCCCACUUAGGGCAAACUGUUGGCUUAGGGGAGGGGUAGGUGGGCAGUUUCCCAGAAACCUAAAUUCAUCGGCUCUUUUUGGUGAAGCUUGGCCCGAAUGCUUGCAGCUGCCUAGGCACAAUCCCCUACAUACACUGUGCUAUAAUGAGCCUGUAAUAUAAAUUUCUUUAGUUUAGGGUUCUUUCCGAGACUCAUUAGCGACUUUAUUCGGUUCACUACCCACAAAUGUACAACAGAGUCCAGACUUUAAUACUUUUAAAAAUAAAUUGUUUUACAAUUUUAAUGAGUUAAGGGCCAGCGCGCACCUAAGUUUAACCUCAUAAGUUGUCUUGAUAAGACUGUUUCUUAGUUAUGGUUACUCACUGUAUUUAUAGCAUUUAGAUUUUACAGUUUUAACAGUUCUUAAGUGCAUUAUGUAGAUUAACUUGGAUCCAGUUUUUUUUAGAAUUAUUUAUAGCUUUUAGCAGUUUUUGAGUAACAUUUUUUUAGUUAGUAUGACAGAUGUAAAGUUCCAUGUAGAAAAACUGUCAAUAAAUAAUUGUUGUUGUUGUUGUUACAUUUAGCCACAUUGUAUUUAAGUCUGUGACUAGUGCUGUCAAACCCCACCAUGCAUCCAGAUUAAUUUGUCAGACUAUGCACAGAGCAGGGCUCAAAGUUAGCGACUAACUGGUCGCAUAUGCGACUGGAUUUUUGGUUGUGCGCCUAAAAAUUCAUGUGCAAUCGCACCUGUGCACCGUAAAACCCAAAGCACAGUGCGACUGACUUACUUCCGACUAUACUUACUAACUCGAACUAGAAAGACGGUGUAUGUUUAAUUGGUCUUUUCUCCCAAUGGAUUCCACGAACUCGAAUGUUCUUUUUCGUUUCGAUGUUUUUUUCCAUCCCAGACUUUUCUGUUUUGUAAUAAACACCGCUGACACAUGCAAAUAUAUGCUACGAAUGAAACACAUACUUUUUGCGCAAUGGACGAUCAUGUCGAACGUUCAUUUUUAACGUCAAUGAAAACAAAAACAGUGCGGAUUAAGAGCCUUUUUUUCCAGGUAAGAAAGUUUUUUGUUUCGUAUUCCAGUUACAUGUAAGUCAUUGCACAUUUAACAAAUUCAUUAAAGAUUAAUUUUCAUUCUUGUUCGACACACUCAUUGUUGUCAGUUUUGAAUUACUUUUCAAGUGUAAGUUUUCUUUAAUCACAACUGUACUGUCAAAAAGAGAAAUUGGUAUUAAAAAUCACAACGGUAUUACUGCGUAGCAAAUCGGCUGUGUUUUAUCAGUCACAGGACUGAAGUAAAAGUAACAAACUGAAGAUGACAAAUAAACUUUACUUUUUCUUUUGAAAUAGAUGCUCCCAACAUUAUAAGCUGUGCUCCUAAAAUUUUCAGCUGUGCGCCUAAAAUUUCGGCAGUGCGCCUAAAAAUUUACAUCUGGUGGCACAAGUGCUCCCAAACUCAAAUUUAAACUUUGAGCCCUGCAGAGAUGAAUUGUUUUGCCCUCACACAUUACUAGUGCAUCUUAUAUCAGCAGUAUUUGUGUGCUCAAUAAAACGUUUUUUUUUUUACUGAUUCUGCAGCCAGCCAGUUUAUCUAUGAAUGGAAUGCAUAAUGGCACAGCCAAUGGUUACCCCAUGAUACCACAGUCAUCUCAAUCAGUUCCCUCAGCAAGAUCAUAACAGCAAGCAAAUUAUUUUGUUAUAACUUCAUAAUAAUAAAAUGUACAGUAAAAUAAAAUUUUCAGGCUUACCAUCAACAAUGGCAAGUCUUCAGGUGGCAUUCACAGUCAAGCCAGGUCAAGCAUACUGGCAGGCUAUAGAUUGUAUUAAUAAUCAUAAUUGAAUCUCUUGGUCAUUACUACUGUACUCAGGCAUUGAUGUUCAAGCCUGCAGUCCUGUAUGCAUAUUGGGCAAGGAAUUUUUGUAGUACAACCUCUCUGGAUCUGGUCAGAUUGAAAAAUCUUUGUCAUGAAACACGUGUAUACAUGAGUCAAAAAAUAAGCUGAUGAGCUGACAGAAAUUUUUAUGACCUCGCAUGUGGGGGUAUACUUGACCUGGUUUGACUGUAAAAGAAUACGGUAAAAAGAAUCCAAGAUAAAUUAAAAAGAACCCUUGAUCUUUGGUGACAGCAGUGCUGAAAGUGUUUUUGGUCGAUUAUGAUAAAUUUUAAAGGAUCUUAAUUAAAUUUGCAGUUUCUAAUUAUGUAGAUUAUUACUGUUGAAGGCAGCUAUCAUUUUACAAACUUACAUUUUGCAUUUCAAUUAAUAUUAAAAUUUAAGGUAAGAAGGACAAUUAUUUUACGGUAAAGAUAAAUAUUUUGAUCAUGUUCGCCACCAAGAAAGACUAAUGGAUAUGAAGUACUGUCUGUGGUUCAUGGAAUAAUGUCAAAGAAUUCAAGCAUAUCUUAAUGUACAAAUUUGUUUUGCUAGUUGUAAAUCAUCAUGCAUUCACAUAUUAAUGUCAUAAUACUGCGUGUAAGUUAUACGUUCAUAUUACUACCAGUAUACCACUGUGCUUGUAAAAAAAUGUUGUGCAAACAUUAAGUUAUUUUUCUAUGUUGUUAAAAAAGAUGUAAUAUUAAGUAUUUAGCAAGACAGGAAUAUUAUCCUUAGUAUAAAUGAUAUGCCAGUUACAAACUGUACCUUUAAAAGGGCCAACAUUUAUUCUCCACUAAGUGUAGAAAUUUUAGUUUUGGGUUUUUGUGAAAAAGAUCAAUGUCUUGUUAAUUAUAUCUCAUUGUUCUAUUUGAGAGUCAUCUAUUUACAUACAGAACUCUAAAAACGCUUGAAUAUUUCCAGCAUAUCCUUAACUAAUGGACAAGCCUUUCAUGUUUUGCUUGCCUGGGGCAACUUCUUGCUUGUCUUAGUUAACCCUUUAAGCAGUAAGUGUGAUCAGCAUCAAAUUUCUCCUUGUAAUAUCAAUAAUGCUUUGUAAAACAGAGUGGUCAUGAGAAUUACGGACAUGACCACACAAAAUGAAUUUGCUUGAUAUUUUAUCAACUUCUCCACCUUAAUUCUGUAGAAAAUGAAUAGGGGCAACAAAUGAGAAUUCAAAUUUUGAUCAUAGGGUUUAAAGGGUUAUUUAUUGACUUAGUUAGUGGCUGACUUGCCAAGAGUCUUGACCAUUGGGCAAGUGAGGUUCAGCAUUUACUUUCCCAGCAAGACAAACUUCUCUUCCUGGAUGAGCAGACAGGACUCUUUCUUUAUCCCUGACAUCUGGGGCGGAUCCAGGAUUUAGUGGAGGGGGGUUCGGAUGAAUGUCUGCCAAAGGCAAACCAUCCUAGGAGGGUUUGGAUACCUUUGAAACGAACCCCUUUUCUUAGCUGUUUUAAACAAUUAAACUACUCUUAAAAAUUUACAAUAAUCGAGACCAAUAACAAAUAUAAAUCUGAAAUAACAGUUACAAAUUUGUAUUUCCCAUGUUCUCUAAAAAUCACCCUCGGCAUUUAAAACCAGGAAAGGACUCCCCUCUGUCAAUUAAUGUUUUUUUUCUUUUCAUCACAGUCAUUUUUCAAAAGAAAACAUUUAGGUAUUUGUCAGCGAUGUAUGUCCACCGAAGGUUUUCAUCAGAAACUGCUCAUGUUUAAAAGUUUCAUUUCAGUUUAGAGGGUUUGAACAAACCACCCGAACCACCUCUGGAUCUGCCCAAGGACAUAUAUACAUGUACAAGGCCUGACUCGUCCCCAGUCGUCUCUCUCUCUUUGUUGUCUCACCUUAGUCAUGCAAAGACAACUGGGGAUGAGUCAGGUACAAGGCUAAUUAUAUAAAAAGUGUCACAGGGAUUUCAAAAGGACAAUAUUGGUUACUGCUAUGAGCAAAAACUGAAAAAUCUCUUCUUGAACAAGGUGAACAUGUUAGUAAGAUGACUUGAGCAUUAUUUUUUAUGUUUGUAUCAGUUUUUGGAUGUGGUACAUAAACUAUAACACUUGGUGGUUUAUAAAUUGUUUGGUCAGAGAAUAAUUAAGAGUUAAAUUGCAUAAAAAAUAUUUAGCAACCUUCUGAUAGUACUCUAGCAUGCUAUUUUUCAGUCUGUACAGUGCUGUCAUAAUAUAAACAAUUUUACAACACUUUUACAAGUGAAGCCAUUUGAGUUUUGUUUCCUUAGUAUCAGGAGCAAGAACUAUGUACAUGUGUAAGGGUGUACCAUCUUGAAGCCUUUUCAUUCCUCAGUUGACAGUCCGAUUCUAAUUAAAGUAUUAAAAACAAGCAGAAAAUUGGAAACAUUCUUCUGUAUUGUAUAUCUUAAAAUUGAUUUUAUAUUAUUAAGUGAAUAUUCUCGCCAACAUCUAAACAGCAAGAAAAUCUGCAUGCGUGAAAAAAAUAAUAAAUUGUUAACUGUUAUAUAAUAAUUUUUUUUUAUUUAAUUUUAUAACUGUUUCAAACAAGUUAGUAUUUAUAAAUAUUUGCUACUUGUAUUGCAAAGAUCAAUGUUUUUCCAGGGUUAAGUUAGGUAUUUAGCUUUAGUGAGGAACCCUCAGAAAUAUAAACUUAGGUUCAUUUUUUGUUUUAACUCUACUGCAUUGAUUUUGUUGAUUGAUGGAGACUAAAAUCUGAGCAGCCUCAUUAGCUUUACAUCAAUUUUCUUAAACGCUGAAUACUUUUUUCAAGUUGGUCACCAUCUUGAUGAGCUUCGUAGCCCUUUGCUAUUGGUGAAAAUUAUGCCAUCAAAAAUUUUACUAAGCCAUAGUAUAGCAUUAUUGGGGUUACUUAGAUUAGUAUUUUCUUUUUUAAAAAUAAUAGUAUACAGUUGAACCUCCUUACAAUGACCACCUUGGGGACAGAAGAAAGUGGCCAUUAUCGAGAGGUGGCCGUGAUAGAAAGGUUGUUCACAAGAGUGACUGUAAGGACUGUCUGCCCAAAAAAAUGGCCGUUACGCAGAGAGGUGGCCAUUACUGAAGGUUCGACUGUAUUCACGAAUUUGUUUUCUACAAGUUAGAGUGAUUACUGUCAAACUCUAGAAAUCAUGAGUAGCAUAUUUCCUCAAAUAAUAGCCGUCCCUCAAUUAAUUGCCUCCCUCAAAUAAUUGCUCCCCCGCCCCUCUAGCCAUUUUCUCUUCCUUUUAUCUCCUUCCUUUCAAGUUGAAGUGCAAUGUGAUCCAGCCAAACUGAUCAGUGAUGAUUCAAGCUCUGAAAAAGGAACUACAUUUGAAACACUUAAAAAGCCCAUGUUCAGUUUGUAUUAUUAUUUUUGAUGUGAUUAUUUUUUUAUUAAAUGGGAAAAUAAAUAAAAUAUUUAGGGCACAACUUCCUGUGAGCUAGCAAUAUUUGAAAUAAUUGCCUUCCCUUGAAUAAUUGGCCCCUUUUUGUGCGAAAAAAGAAAUAAUCGACCCCGGCUAUGAUUCGAGGAAAUACGGUACCUGAUGUUUUUGUUGGAACCAUGCAAUCACAAGAAUCACCUUUGUUGCAUUUUAAGUUUUCUUCCAUUUGUUUGGCUUUUUUCCAGCCUCAAAAACAUUGCAGAAAUAUUAUUUUCUGUUGUUAACGAUUUUGUGAGUUUCACAGUAAUAAUUAAUGCAUGUAGUAUUAUUAUGAAGUGUUAUUAAUGAAGUUUGAUUUAAAUGAGUUGAUGUUGCUCCUGAAAAAGGACAAACAUCCUUUUUCUGCUCAAUGACUUGCUUUUUAGACUUCUACCAGGAAGUGACAAGUAAAAGGAAUGGUGAUGUUGAGGUGUUGUAAGCUGUC